GAGUUGACAUGAAGAAGCCUGAGUGUCCUUCAUUUAAGCAAGAUUUUUGGUGCAGCGUGACAAGAAGCCGUACAACUUGUGCAUAACCUUAGGCUUGGACAUCUUGUCUCCCGUAUCUGCGACCCUCAUCAGUUCCACGUCCGCACGACCGCAGGUCAGAAUUUUCAAACCACACAACCCGUUGGCUCGCACCGUUGCGCAUCUCCCGAGAUACGAUAGCCGAAACUCCUUUUCUCUUUCUUUCGGGCUCACUGCGAAACACAGACACUGGCUGUCUUGUUUCUUUCUUUAACCUCACGUUCACUAGUUCACGUUCACGUUCAACGUUACGAGACAUGCGCUGCUCCACCGCUACGACUAUUGGUGUCAUCAUCGCCGCAGCUGUUGCGCCAGCAAUCGCGGCUCCCUUGCCAAGCACGCCUGAGGAUUACGUCCUCGCUGAGCGCAACUCUGAAAGCGAUCUCUGGGACAGGGCCUUCGAGGAUCUCAUCGCUAGGAAGUACCUCGACCCGGAAUUGUUUCGUCCGAGGCCUCGACCCCCGCCGACCAUCAUCAUCCACCCGCCCACUCCCCCGCCGCCAGGUAGCCGCCACAGAGGUCGCUCUGACGAAGAUAUGGACCUGUUCGCACGGAAGAUCUACGACCCCAACGCAGUCCGCCCAAGGCCUCGUCCCCCACCGACUAUCAUUGUGCAGCCCCCGACACCUCCUCCCGGAGGGAAUGGACGGCACCGAGGCCGCUCUGACGAGCUGAUCAACCUCAUGGGUCGUGAUCCCAGGGACGACCACCCCAGGCCCCCGAGGCCUCGUCCUCCGCCGAUCUUCAUCCAGCCGCCCACUCCCCCGCCGGAAGGUGGUCACCACAGAGGUCGUUCGUAUGACGAUAUCUUCGCCAGGAUGGAGAUGGGUAGUAUGGAGGUGGAUGAGCUCGAUUGAAAAUGUUGCAGCGCAAUCGUUUAGCAGACGUUGAGCCUUGUAUACCUGUAACAUCUGAACGCUCGAAUGUUGACAAAUGUCGGAGGUUUCCACCAUACUCGGUUGGUCACGAUGCACACCAAGUGGAUGCCUCGCCUGAGACACGAAUCGCAUACAUACGCC
Rhodofomes roseus is the source of this 1097-nucleotide messenger RNA. RefSeq lists its product as uncharacterized. The coding region runs from base 336 to 935 and encodes 199 amino acids. The record is from RefSeq and is a predicted model, not a curated record. NCBI's taxonomy places the organism in Eukaryota, Fungi, Basidiomycota, Agaricomycetes, Polyporales, Fomitopsidaceae. The transcript has 4 exons.